This is a messenger RNA of Gopherus flavomarginatus (Mexican gopher tortoise), 1437 nucleotides long. RefSeq names its product serine protease 57 (gene PRSS57). Lineage: Eukaryota; Metazoa; Chordata; Testudines; Testudinidae. The record is from RefSeq and is a predicted model, not a curated record. Gene Ontology annotation, biological process: proteolysis. Gene Ontology annotation, molecular function: serine-type endopeptidase activity.
GCAGGGGCCGGGAGAAGGGAUUGCACAAGCCUGCAAACUGAAGAGGAACCAAGUCGAGCAGGGCAGGCGAAGAGCCGAGCGGCAACCUGGCUAUGUGGGAUAGUGGCAUCGCAAGACCCUCCCACGCCCUCCAGCCUUACUUAACCCUCUCCCCCAGAGCCUCAGUCAUCAGCACUCACCAUCCUCCCCCAGCGUGAAGGAGCAGAGACAGCAUGGGGAACACCAGCCUGCUGCUCCUUGUGCUCAUCCCGGCAGGUGCCCUGGGGAGCUGGAUUAUCGGGGGGAAGGAGGUCAAGCCCCAUUCCAGGCCCUACAUUGCUUCCAUCCAGCUGGAUGGUCGGCACGUCUGUGGGGGAUUCCUGGUCUGGCACAAGUGGGUGAUGACGGCAGCUCACUGUGUGAUUCCCAGACAUUCCCCCGCCGUGCGCAUCGUGCUGGGGGCUCACUCCCUGAAACACCAGGAGGCCUCUCAGCAGAUCUUCAGCAUCCGGGAAUCCAUCAUGCACCCGCACUUCAACGCCCGGACAGUCCACAAUGACAUCCGCAUGCUGGAACUGAACACGUCGGCCAUCUUUAACCAGUUUGUGAAGCGGAUCAGGCUCCCCAAACCCAACACCGACCUCCCUCCUGGGGUCGUCUGCAGAGUGCUGGGCUGGGGCGACACCUCCAAUUUUGGCACCAUCCCCACCGAGCUCAGGGAGACCCAGACGACCAUUGUGGACAGGAAGAUCUGCAAGGCGCUGUGGGUGGGUCACGUCAACAAGGACAUGCUGUGCGCCGCCAGCCUUAACAGCACCCUCCAGGGAGUCUGCUCGGGGGAUUCCGGGGGCCCCCUCAUCUGCGGGGGCAGGGUACACGGCAUAGUCUCCUUCUCUGGGCAGAGGUGCGGGAAUCGCAGCCUCACGAAAUGGGUGUACAGAAGGACACGUGGCCUUUCCCAGGCUCCUGGAGGAUCAUCACCCCAGCCUCAUAUGCUGCUUGAUGUAAUACAACAGCCCACAGGGGCAGGAUUAAACCUGCAACCUUUGGAUCGAAGCACAGAGGCCUCUAUGGACGGUGCUAGAAGAGCCACUGCUGUGUCUUCUUCACAAACCUCUGUGUAGCCCAGCCACUAGCGGUGACACCGACCUGCAUUGUUGGCCUGAGUUACACCUAUACCCCUUUCAUAGGGCUGGUCCAGGCAGCCACCACAAGGCAGCGUGGGCCCCACUCUCCCCCUGAUCAGUAUCAGCCUCUGGGCCUGCAAUGCUGGAGCGUUCCACUUACAAACCUCUGCGCCGAUGACACCUGAAAACCUGGCAGAUGCUCCAUUGACACCUGCCCAGUGCUCUAGUAUCCCUGCAGCCAUCACCCUGCAAGGACAUAAACGCGUCACUGGGAGAAGCUGGAAUGGCCAUUGUUGCUCGCUCUGCUUUGUUUCUGCUCCUCAAUAAAGGG